Hermetia illucens (black soldier fly) is the source of this 3167-nucleotide messenger RNA. RefSeq names its product endoplasmic reticulum metallopeptidase 1-like. Lineage: Eukaryota; Metazoa; Arthropoda; Insecta; Diptera; Stratiomyidae. Gene Ontology annotation, molecular function: metalloexopeptidase activity. The transcript has 15 exons. The record is from RefSeq and is a predicted model, not a curated record. Bases 242 to 2914 code for a protein of 890 amino acids. Gene Ontology annotation, biological process: proteolysis.
AAGUGUCAAAUGGUCCAGUGUUUUGCAGAGUGAUGUGUAUUACGCGAGAAUACCGGCUAACAAAAGUCUGAUUUUAUUUCUAAGUGUCGAAUUCGAAUCGUCUGAUCUCAAUUGGAACUCGAUAAGGCAGAUAAGAAGCGCUCUCGUGGAAUGGUUUAGUUGUUUGUGUGAUAUUUCUUAUUAAAUCGGGUGUUGUUGCUGCGACGGAUUUAUCGAUUUGUUCUGACAGAAUAUUUAGGAGAUGUUUUCCUUCGACGGACCACUCACGAGCCGAAAGGGCAAGCGCAAAACGUCGGAGACGUCGAUUUUCGAUAUAAAUUAUACAAAAGAAAAUGUUCAUAACAUAGCAGAAUACUGGACUAUUGUUUUACUUCUCUUCGUCUUCCUAAUUGGAUGUUACACACGCUACAACUAUCGUGAUAAUUUACCAAAAGCCUUAGGCAAUAAUGAUCUUCUUAACAAGCCUACUCGAUUCAUAGCAGAACGUGCAUGGAAAGAUCUAGAGAUUCUUACAAACUUCGGGGCAAAACCCACUGGAUCUUACAACAAUGAAGUACUGGCUGUCGAUUUCCUUAAACGAGAAAUUUCGUACAUACAACAAAUGGCACAUCCUACGCAAAAAAUUGAGAUGGAUGUUCAGGUCGUCAGCGGAGCUUACUGGGCAGCUUUCAAACCGCACGGUAUGACAAAUGUCUAUCGAAAUGUACAAAAUGUUGUCGUUAAACUGCAUGGACAAUCAAGUGAUUUUCAUGGAAAUGGUAAUCACUCCUUAAUGCUGAAUUGUCAUUUCGAUUCGGUGGCCGGAAGUCCAGGAUCGAGUGAUGACGGAGCCAGCUGCUGCGUAAUGUUAGAAAUUUUACGAGUCCUCUCUCGAAGAAAUGUUGUUAACAAACAUUCUAUUAUAUUUCUAUUCAACGGUGCUGAGGAGACGCCCCUGCAAGCUUCGCAUGGAUUCAUAACACAACAUAAAUGGGCUAAAGAAAUCAGAGCAUUCAUCAACCUCGAAUCCGUGGGCUCCGCCGGAAAAGAAAUACUUUUUCAAACAGGGCCUAAGCACCCGUGGCUAAUCAAAAUGUAUGGGCAGGCAGCUUCCCACCCCAAUGCUCAAGUGGCCGCAGAAGAAGUAUUUCAGUCUGGUCUCAUCCCAUCAGAUACAGAUUUCAGAAUAUUCAGAGACUUUGGCAAAAUUCCAGGAGUCGAUCUCGCUCAUGUAAUAAAUGGCUAUCGAUACCACACAAAGUACGACCAUAUUAAAUUCAUCCCAAAAUCAGUUCUGCAACACACGGGUGAUAACAUUCUAGCUCUAACUAAGUUAAUUGCAAAUUCAGAGGAAUUAAGCAACACCGAAAAACAUGCGGAAGGAUCGGAGGUGUUUUUCGACAUUUUAGGUUUUGUUUUCGUUCACUAUUCAGUCCACUUCGCAAAAAUAUUUAACUAUGUGGUCGUAUCACUGUCGAUUGUUCUUCCUUACAUAUUUCUAUCAAGAGCUACACAAGGAAUCAAUCGAAAGUAUCUUCGCUAUGAAAUUAUUUUGGGUUUUCUUGUCAAUGUGAUAUGUUUUGUGGGAGCGAAUGCUGCAUGUUACGCUAUUGCAUAUGAUGUAGAUAGAGCUGGACGGCCGAUGUCGUGGUAUUCUUAUCCAAUAUUAGUUAUAACUGUGUACUGUGUUGCAACGUUGGCAGUUCAAUGUAGUGUUCAUUUGUUAUUCAAUCGCAAUAAAAAGGCUCCGAUGAGUAUCGCGUUGAAAACACAGGCUCGCCUGACUGGCACUAGUUUAUUUUGGGGCCUGCUGGCUGCAGCUAUUACAAUGGCUGAGUACAAAAUUGGUUACGUUAUAGUUGUUCCACAACUUAUAACUUUAAUCACAAAUUCGCUGAUCGGAUUUAUGGGGCUACAGAACACCAUUCGGAAGUGGCUCUACGUCCAUCUAGGUGGUCAAGUAUUAGUGGUACUGUGGGCAACACACUUCUAUCAUGUGGUAGUCGAUAUGUUUAUUCCGAUCGCAGGUCGAUCGGGUGGUGCUAAGAAUCCUGACUUACUCAUCGCUAUAAUUAGUUGCUCACUUACCUUCUUCAUCACCAGUUACCUAACACCGUUAGUUAUUCUAUUGAAAAGAUCUCGGCACUUUUUACUCUCUUUGCUCGCAAUUUAUGUGAUAUCACGAUAUUACUUUGUUGCAUUUACAAAGUAUGGUUUCCCUUAUAGGGAUAACUCAAACGGUUUUCCGGCUGUCCAAAGGCACUUUAUUACCCACACAAUGAGAACAGUUCAUGAUUUGAAUGGUACGAUCCAGUAUACUGACGCCGGAUUUUGGAUGAGAGAAUUAGAUCGCAAUGCAAAGAAGACAAUCGAAAGUCUUAUCGCUCCGGAUGAGCCGAUUCCACAGAUGAAGAAUAAUCUGUGCCAAACUCAAGUGUUUUGCGGACUACCCUUUUAUUCCUGCCGUCAGUUGCACACAGACGGUUUCUGGGUGCCUAGUCCACAACCGUUGGUAAGAGAGACCGGUUUGUUAGUACUCAAAAAUCGGAGAAAACUAAGUCCUACUGAAAUCCAACUGUCCUUCGAACUCACUGGUAGCUACUUGAUGUCUCUGCAGAUUCGUCCAAAGCCGGGUAUGACCCUUGCAAAUUGGAAUAUUAUGGAGUCAGUACCCGAGCCUAAUGUGUAUCUGAACCAAAAAGCUUAUUUCGUUAUGAUAACUCAUGGUCUGGAAGCACCAACCAUGAACAUAACAUUGAAUUUCAAGACAAAUGAAGAUGACUUUAAUGGACCGCUUGUUGACAUCGCUCUGGUUACAUUUCACUGGGAGUAUCAUAAAGAACAUACGCCAACUUUUGCCAAUCUUCUUGCUAAGGUACCAACAUGGGCAUUUGUCGUCCCUUCUGUAGCGUCCUAUAAAUCCUGGGUAUAUUAGACGUAUUGUAACCCAAGGGGAAAUCUGCAAUGUAAUUGCUUUUGGCGACAAAUAAAACCUUCGAAUACUUUUAAAGCAUUUCCUUUUAGCUUCGAAAUUAGAUUACAAGUUAAAUAGAACGUACUUACGUUGUAAUUGAACAAUACAUAUAAACCUUAGCAAUAAGAUUUCUCGACUGAUUACCAAUUUUACUAUAUAAUGUUAUGAACUAUCUGUUUGUUUUUUCUAAAUAAUAAAAAAAGUUUGAAUAUAA